GAGUUAUCUGUCCCUGAAAACUGAGAUAACUCUCAGCAACUGCGGAAAGUUGCCCUCUUUGCCUUUUUGUCUUAAUUUCCAAGAUGUAAACGAAGAAAUGUUUUGAACUGCUAGCUACACUGUCAUUCAAUUUUAUUCAUGUGGAUCAAUUAUUCCUUGAUCAGUCAUGUUUAUUUUUAUUAGAAACUCGAUAAACCCUAUUAUAUCAAAGCUGUCAAAGGUAGCAAGUUUGUCAAAAAGUGAACUGAACUAUGUUUCAUUUAGUUCUUUUAACGUUAACACACAUGUUAGAAACAAUCACGGCAACAAACUUUCAAACAGUAAAUUAGUUGCAAGGAACUUUACUACAUUCAGUUAUAACCUUCAGAAGGAAAAUAAAAACGAAAUUGUUGAAUCGAAAGAAGGGGCAUAUGCUGGGUUGACACUAGGUGAAAAGGUUAAAGAAGCUGGUAAAGAUGCAUCAUAUAUAGGUGUUAUACUGCUUGGAUUAGGUGUAUUGGGGGUGAUAGUUUAUGCUGUUGGCCAGGAAUUAUUCUCCAGUUCAAGUCCGAGUGGUAUCUAUGGUAGCGCUUUAAAACUAUGUAAACAGAAUACACAGAUAAUUGAUGCUUUAGGGCAACCAAUUAAAGGUUAUGGUGAAACAACAAGACGUGGCAGAAGACGACAUGUUAGUCAUUUAGAAUUUAUGGAAGAUGGUGUGAAACACAUUCGAAUGAAAUUUUAUAUUGAAGGUCCUCAUAAAAAAGGGACAGUUACAUUAGAAUCUAAACAGAAUGAUCGUGGGAAAUAUGAGGUGUGUUUUAUAUAUGUGGAGUUAGAUGGUUAUCCAUCACGUGUGAUCGUAGUAGAAGACAACAGAUAAACCAUUGUAUAUAAAAUAAAUAUAUUCGUAAUAAAGUUUGUUUAGUUUUA
Molecule: messenger RNA, 912 nt
Organism: Patella vulgata (common limpet)
Lineage: Eukaryota; Metazoa; Mollusca; Gastropoda; Patellidae
Product: mitochondrial import inner membrane translocase subunit Tim21
Exons: 6
Coding region: 167-862 (231 amino acids)
Biological process (GO): protein import into mitochondrial matrix
Cellular component (GO): TIM23 mitochondrial import inner membrane translocase complex
Source: RefSeq, a predicted model, not a curated record